Molecule: messenger RNA, 1623 nt
Organism: Hirsutella rhossiliensis
Lineage: Eukaryota; Fungi; Ascomycota; Sordariomycetes; Hypocreales; Ophiocordycipitaceae
Product: TCP-1/cpn60 chaperonin family domain-containing protein
Exons: 6
Coding region: 1-1623 (540 amino acids)
Biological process (GO): protein folding
Cellular component (GO): chaperonin-containing T-complex
Molecular function (GO): ATP binding; ATP-dependent protein folding chaperone; ATP hydrolysis activity
Source: RefSeq, a predicted model, not a curated record
AUGCAGGCCCCGGUGCUGGUGAUGAACACCCAGAGCGGUGAGCGACAGACUGGGAGGAAAGCCCAAUUGUCCAACAUUGCAGCUGCCAAGACCGUCGCCGACAUCAUUCGAUCAUGCCUCGGCCCCAAGGCAAUGCUCAAGAUGCUUCUUGAUCCCAUGGGCGGCAUCGUCCUCACAAACGACGGCCACGCCAUUCUGCGCGAGAUCGAGGUGUCGCACCCCGCCGCCAAGAGCAUGAUUGAGCUCAGCCGGACCCAAGACGAGGAGGUCGGCGACGGCACCACAACAGUCAUCAUACUUGCCGGCGAAAUCCUGGCCCAGGCGCUGCCCCAGCUCGAACGCAACAUCCACCCCGUCGUCAUCAUCUCCGCCUUCAAGCGCGCCCUCCAGGACGCCCUCCACAUCAUCGACGAGGUCUCGCUCCCCAUCGACGUCGACGACGACAAGGCCAUGCAUCAGCUCAUCUCCUCGGCCAUCGGCACCAAGUUUGUCUCGCGCUGGAUGGAUCAGAUGUGCGACCUGGCCCUCAAGGCGGUCCGCACCGUCACCUGGGAGGCGGGCAACGGCAAGACCGAGGUCGACAUCAAGCGCUACGCCCGAGUCGAAAAGGUGCCCGGCGGCGAGAUCGAGGACAGCAAGGUCCUCGACGGCCUCAUGCUCAACAAGGACAUUACUCAUCCCAAGAUGCGCCGCCGCAUCGAGAACCCCCGCAUCGUCCUGCUCGACUGCCCCCUCGAGUACAAAAAGGGCGAGUCGCAGACCAACAUUGAAAUCUCAAAGGAGGAGGACUGGAAUCGCAUCCUUCAGAUUGAGGAGGAGCAGGUCAAGCUCAUGUGCGAGGCCAUCCUAGCCGUCAAGCCCGAUCUCGUCAUCACGGAGAAGGGAGUGUCUGAUCUCGCCCAGCACUUCUUGGUCAAGAACAACGUCACAGCCCUGCGCCGGGUGCGCAAGACGGACAACAACAGGAUAGCGCGUGCCACGGGCGCCACCAUUGUCAACCGGGUCGAGGACCUCCUGGACUCGGACGUUGGCACCCGGUGCGGCCUGUUUGAGAUUGAGAAGAUUGGCGACGAGUACUUCACCUUCCUCACCAAGUGCGAGGACCCCAAGGCCUGCACGGUGCUCCUCCGCGGCCCAUCCAAGGACGUGCUCAACGAGAUUGAGCGGAAUCUGCAGGACGCCAUGGGCGUGGCGCGCAACGUUAUGUUCCACCCCCGCCUUUCCCCAGGCGGCGGCGCCACCGAGAUGGCUGUGUCGGUGCGGCUAGGGCAGCUGGCCAAGAGCAUCGAGGGCGUGCAACAGUGGCCGUACAAGGCCGUGGCCGACGCCAUGGAGGUGAUUCCGAGGACGUUGGUGCAAAACGCCGGCAAGAGCCCGGUGCGCGUGCUGACGGAGCUCCGGGCCAAGCAGGCCGAGGGCAAGAGCACAUGGGGCGUCAACGGCGACACGGGCGCCAUUGUAGAUAUGAAGGAGUACGGAGUGUGGGAGCCCGAGGCCAUUAAGCUGCAGAGCAUCAAGACUGCCGUCGAGGCGGCGUGCUUGUUGCUACGGGUAGAUGAUAUCUGCAGCGCCAAGAAGGCGCAACAAGCCGGAGGGGCCGGCCUGGGCGGCGGUGAUGACUGA